AGCUACAGUUUCCAAAAAAGUUAGAAUAACUUCCUCUCUCCAAGACCUCAAUUUUUGCACAACCCCGUCCUUGAAAUCAGAGCCCUGCAAGCAACCUGGAAAACGUUUGCUCAGCAAAAAUAUAAACCCUCCUGUUUUUUUUAUUUUGUGUUUGUUUUUUUUUGUUUUGUUUUGUUUUGUUUUCCAAAGGAUCUGUCUCAGGAAUUUUAAAGCGUAUUUAAGACACACACACACAACACAAGGAGGGGGGCAAAAAAACCCCCCCCAAACCAAACCCAAGUCGCUUCCCCUCCCUUUCUUCACAGAAAGAAUGGAAGAAAGUUCCAGCUCUCCUGUUUCCCCCGUGGAUAGUUUGGGGACCAGUGAAGAGGAGCUGGAAAGGCAGCCAAAAAGAUUUGGCAGGAAGAGAAGAUACAGUAAGAAAUCCAGUGAAGAUGGCAGCCCCAACCCAGGCAAGAGGGGGAAAAAGUCUAGCCCCAGCUCCCAAUCUUAUGAAGAACUGCAAAGCCAGAGGAUCCUGGCCAAUGUCAGAGAGAGGCAAAGGACUCAGUCUCUCAAUGAAGCCUUUGCAGCCCUGAGGAAAAUCAUCCCCACGUUGCCUUCUGACAAACUCAGUAAAAUCCAGACCCUCAAGCUCGCAGCCAGGUACAUAGACUUCCUCUACCAGGUCCUACAGAGCGACGAGAUGGACAGUAAGAUGACAAGCUGCAGCUACGUGGCCCAUGAGAGGCUCAGUUACGCCUUUUCAGUGUGGAGGAUGGAAGGAGCGUGGUCCAUGUCUGCCUCACACUAGCCAGCAUCAGGGUAAAGCAAACACAACUGCCAAAGGGUAAAAUGGUGCAACCAACUUCUAGCAUAUAGAAGCAUUUCCACACUACAAGUUAUUCUGAGAAAAAAAUGUGAUUUGCAAAUACAGUCAAAUGAAAUAUGCAUUUCCAAAUGCUCCUAGGAUGACCAAACACAUCCUUGUCUAUCAGAAGUGUCCUGCAGACAUUAAAAAAUCCUUCAUGGGUAUAAGUGAGGAGGAGGUAGAUUGUGACGAUGAAAGUGCAAGUAGCUGUUUCCAGCAUCCUCGAUCCAGAAGUCCUACUGCUGCUGCUGCUGCUGCUUCUAUAACAUCAGUAUUACAAAGGGUUGCCCAAUCAACAUCCUUAAGUAACCAAAUAUUGCAACCAACUGUAAGCAAAAGACUCUCAAUAGCCUCAUUUGUAGACAAGAUGACACCUGAAGAUCAGGAAAAAAUUGAUCAAGCUCUUGAAAGAGCAAUAUAUUCUUCUGGGAUGCCAUUGUCAAUGACUGAAAAUGCAUACUGACAGGAAGCUUUUAAAUUACUAAGACCAUCAUACCAUUUGCCCAGCAGACAUUCUUUGAGCAAGGCUCUUUUAUAGUCAGAAUAUGAACGUGCAAUGCAAUCUGUUCAAGGAAAAAUCAAUAAAGCACCAUGUCUUACAGUACUUACAGAUGGAUGGACAAAUGUUCAGGGAUAAGGAAUCAUAAAAUUGUGAUAAUAACACCUCAACCAUUUUUUUACAGAAGCAUUGAAAUAGGAGAGAACAGGCAUACUGCAGACUAUAUCAGUAGUAAAAUAUGUGAAGUCCUACAGAAGAUUGGGAGUGGUAAAGUACUUGCUUCGGUCACUGACAAUGCAAGUAACAUGAAAGCAGCAUGGGAGAUCAUAAUGGAUAAAUAUCCACAUAUUACUGCAACAGGAUGUGCAUCCCAUAGGCUAAACUUGCUUCUUAAUGACAUCUUGAAGUUGGACACUCUGCAAAAGAUCUAUAGAAGAGCAAAGAAGUUAUAAAACAUGUAAAAGCUACUCAUAUUUUACCUGCAGUCUUUAAGAAGAAGCAGGAAGAAAAGAAUGCAAAGAAUAAAAUAGUGACACAAACUCUAGUAAAACUAGUUGGGAUGGAGUGGUGAUCUCAUUUGAAAGUUUAGUAAAAAACAAAUAAACUCUUCAAGAAACAGUAAUAAUUGAUGAUCUUAAAGUACCCAGAAGUGUAAGGGACACUGUAAUUGGUGAAGAUGUCUUCUGGGUUCAGCUGCAGAACUCCCUGAAGAUUCUUAAAGCCAAUUUCUUCAGCAAUCACUGCAUCUGAAUCAGACAGUGCACUUUGUCAGACAUUCCUUACCAAAUGUCCCAGAUAAAAUCAACUGUUUUUGAGAAUCUAAGUGUAUUUCUGCUUACAAGUACAGAAGAAAGAAAAAUGAAAGACUUUAUUAACAAACAGGAAGAUUUUUGUUGCCAAUCAGUUCAUGCUUUUGCAAAUCUUUUGGAUCCAACAUUCAAAGGCAGAAAUGUUAGUGAUGAUAGCACUGCUACUGGAUUUGACUGGAUUACAAAACAAGCAACACACUUAGGACUUGAUGUUGGAAAGGUACUUUUAAAUGUUGCAGAAUACAGAACAUCUUGAGGCAUUUGGUCCAAGAAUGCAGUCUGGUACUCUGCCAAGCAUAUCCCUCCUGCAACAUGGUAGCAAGGCCUUUGCACGACACAGUCUCAACUCCUCUUGCUUCUCACCUGCUUCAGAUUCCUCCAUUUUCUGCGGCAUGUGAAAAAAACUGGUCUGUUUGGAAAUACUCACACCAAAUCAAGAAAUAAAUGAACAUGUGAAAUAGUAGAGAAGCUUGUCUCAAUCCGGGCAAACCUUCAGUUUUCAGAAGUCCAUGAAGAUGAUAAAAAUAAAGGAUCAGAAGAAUCAGAAGGAGCAGAAAAUGCUGAUAGUGAUAGCUCAGCAAAUGAGACUGAUUAGAAAAAGUUUCAUGUAGCAAAAUUUGUAUUCAAUGAGUCAUGUUUUUUUCCCUUUUUUUCUCAGCCCUUUUUCUAAAAAUGAGUGCUUUCUGUAUCUGCUUGACACUGUGGAAGAGACCAAGUCCAGAAUACAUAAUAACUUUCUUUGUUUUACUAUAAUGUUGAUUUUUUUUUCUAUUUUCAACUUAAAUUUUUUCCUGCUUCUCAUAAACUGGCAAAAACUAAGAGAUGCUAGGUUUCUUAGAGUUCAGCAGCUUG
Molecule: messenger RNA, 3010 nt
Organism: Alligator sinensis (Chinese alligator)
Lineage: Eukaryota; Metazoa; Chordata; Crocodylia; Alligatoridae
Gene: TWIST2
Product: twist family bHLH transcription factor 2
Exons: 2
Coding region: 311-793 (160 amino acids)
Biological process (GO): regulation of transcription by RNA polymerase II; developmental process
Molecular function (GO): RNA polymerase II transcription regulatory region sequence-specific DNA binding; protein dimerization activity; DNA-binding transcription factor activity, RNA polymerase II-specific
Source: RefSeq, a predicted model, not a curated record